This is a messenger RNA of Macadamia integrifolia, 828 nucleotides long. Its product is annotated as xyloglucan endotransglucosylase/hydrolase protein 24-like. The coding region runs from base 25 to 828 and encodes 267 amino acids. Lineage: Eukaryota; Viridiplantae; Streptophyta; Magnoliopsida; Proteales; Proteaceae. The transcript is spliced from 4 exons. Gene Ontology annotation, cellular component: apoplast; cell wall. Gene Ontology annotation, molecular function: xyloglucan:xyloglucosyl transferase activity; hydrolase activity, hydrolyzing O-glycosyl compounds. Gene Ontology annotation, biological process: xyloglucan metabolic process; cell wall biogenesis. The record is from RefSeq and is a predicted model, not a curated record.
UCAAUAUUUUUAUUAUGCUCUUUAAUGGCUGCUUCUGCUGUUAAUUUUAAUCAAGAUUUCGAAAUCGCAUGGGGCAAUGGCAAUGGAAAAAUGCUCAACAAUGGGGAGAUGAUAGAGCUCUCCCUUGACAAGUCCUCUGGCUCUGGGUUUCAAUCUAAGAAUGAAUACCUAUAUGGAAGGUUUGAUAUGCAGAUCAAACUCGUCCCUGGAAACUCCGCCGGCACCGUAACCACUUUCUAUCUAAAGUCUCAGGGAGACAUUAAUCAUGAUGAGAUUGAUUUUGAGUUCUUAGGCAACUUGAGUGGAGACCCAUAUACUCUCCAUACCAAUAUAUUUUGCCAAGGCAUAGGAUUAAGAGAGCAGGAGUUCAAACUGUGGUUCGACCCAACCAAGGACUUCCACACUUAUUCCAUCCUCUGGAAUCCCCUUAAUAUCAUAUUGGUGGUGGACAACAUUCCAAUUAGAGAAUUCAAGAAUAGACUAUCUGAAGGAAUUCCAUACCCUCAUAAUCAACCCAUGAGGCUCUAUUCCACUCUCUGGGAUGCUGAGGGCUGGGCAACAAGAGGAGGCCUUGUUAAGACUGAUUGGACCAAAGCGCCAUUCAAUGCUUUCUAUAGAAACCCUUGUGUGGCGUCUACUAGUGGGGUUCCUCCUUGUGGUUCAAAAACGCCAUGGCAAUCCCAACAGGUCGGACCAAGAGGUUGGAGGUAUCUCAGAUGGGCUCAGACGAAUUACAUGAUCUACAACUACUGCGACGAUCGUAAACGCUACCCUAUUGGUCAUAUCCCACGAGAGUGUAGACGUCUCAAUUCACAUUUGAGAACUUAA